CCUCGCUCGGCUGUCCGACCGCAUUCGGGGGCGGCGUCACAACAAGCCGCGGCCGACAGUCAGAAGCACCGGCGGGGCGAAGAGAGUCGGUCGAGCGGCCGGGCCAGGCCCGGAGCGCGGCUGAUCUGCGAUGGCGCUGCGGCAAGCGCUGGGCAAGGGGCUGCGGCUGGGCCGGGGGCUGCUGUCGCGCUGCUUCGGCUGGGGGCCUCCCGUUCCUGGGCCGCCGCCGCGACCGCCGCCGGCCGCCGUUCUCCUCCGCCAGCCGCCGCCGACCCGGGCGGGCUUCCUACGUUUGGCCGCGGACCGCCUAGGCCUCCGGCGGGUGCCGCUCCGGCAAGUAGCCGCCCGGGUAUCGGCCGGCCCUUACCACUGCCGCCGCCUCGGCUUAGCCUUCAGCCUGGGACUGGCGUUGCUGGAGCCGGAGCCAAGUUGCUUGAAAAUCUUUUUGACAAUAUUUACGCAGAGGAAAAGGACUCCGAAAGAUCCCCUGGGCUUAUUCCGCCAGCGGGGCUUCAAACUGGAAGAGUACUCCAUUGGCCAGCCCAUUGGCAAAGGCUGCAGCGCCGCAGUGUAUGAAGCGACGAUUCCGUCAUCUGCCUGUUGCAAAGCCAGCGGUCACCAGAACUCUGGAGAUGGUGGUGGUUCAGAGACCCAGGCUGCAGAUGCUCGCCGAGCCCGUUACUGGAGAGCUGGCUACCCGCUGGCUAUCAAGAUGAUGUGGAACAUUUCGGCUGGUUCCUCGAGCGAAGCCAUCCUCAGCACCAUGUCGCAGGAGCUCGUUCCAGCCCGGAGCUCUGCUUUGUCUGGAGAAUUUGGAGUCGUCGCCUGCCCCAGGAAACCUGGCUUUGGGAAGAAGCGGCUGAAACCUCACCCAGGCAUCGUCCAGGUGCUCCGAGCGUUCACAUCUCAUGUCCCGCUGCUUCCUGGCGCAAUGGUAGACUACCCAGAUGUUCUGCCUGCCACUCUGCAUCCCUCUGGAAUUGGGCACAGCCGCACACUCUUCCUGGUGAUGAAAAACUAUCCAUGCACUCUGCGCCAGUAUCUCCGUGAGAGGGCUCCCGAUGCCCACCUGGGCACCAUGAUGAUCCUGCAGUUACUGGAAGGGGUGGACCACCUCGUUCGACAAGGAGUGGCUCACAGGGAUUUGAAGUCGGACAACAUCCUAGUCGAUUUUGACCCUGCGGGACGCCCAUGGCUGGUGAUCACAGAUUUUGGCUGUUGUCUGGCUGACGACAAAAUUGGGUUGAAACUGCCUUUUACCAGCUGGUACGUGGAUCGUGGCGGCAACAGCUGCCUCAUGGCGCCAGAGGUGCUCACAGCUUCCCCCGGUCCAGGCGUCGUGAUCGACUACACCAAAACGGACGCCUGGGCAGUCGGAGCGAUCACGUACGAGAUCCUCGGGGCCCGUAACCCGUUCUACGGCAGUGGGGGGUCGUCCCUCGAAAGCAGGAGCUACCGGGAGGAGGAGCUGCCACCCUUGCCAGAGACGGCGCCCCCGGAAGUGAAGAAGCUCGUCAGGGCACUGCUUUGCCGGGAUCCCAAGAAGAGGCUCUCAGCCAGAGUUGCGGCCAACGUGCUUCACCUGAGCCUGUGGGGUGAAGGCCUACUCAGCCUCAAGGACCUGCAACUUGACAAGAUGAUUAGCUGGCUUCUUCACCAAUCAGCAGCCACCUUGUUGAUGGACGGACUCGGAGAUGGAAACCGGGCCGAAACCAAGCUGAAGAGAUGCUUCUUGGCAAACCUGGAGUACGAAGAUCUCUGGGAGGCGGCGGUUUUGCUUCUCUCCUGGAGAAACGUGCUGGCGGGAUGAGCUCCAGUCUGCUUCCCUUUGAGCCUUUGGUGUAGUCCCUUGUUGUUUCACUAAAAGCACAUACCUGGCCGAGGCUCCUUUUAUUUUGGUAGCCUAGGGGUAUUUUAGGUGAGAAGCCGCUUCCGGGGUUAUUGUAGGCGCAGGUUAGGUUCACCCACCGAAAUCAUCACUCUACCUUCUCCGUUUGGCUGUCAGACUGGGUGAUUUAUUUCAUAUUGCUGCUGCUUUUAAACCAGGAGGACCUCACUGCGUAUGUCCUUUUCAAAGCAAAGCCAUAGCUCAGAGUUUCUGGGUAGCGGGGUGAAGAUAACAAAGCUCUGCAGAUGUCAUUUAUUCAAAAGAUUAAUUUGUGUCCAUGGACGACAGCGACAAAUCCAAAAAUCUCUUAGACCUCUGGAUGUUAUCAAACCGCUUUGGCGCAUUUACAAACCAGUGUUUCCUCCCCAGGAUUUGUUUCUGAAGUACUGGGAGCCCGUCGUACCGAACCCCACGUGGAUUUGAUCAAUGUCCUGCAUGCAGGUUAGCUCCUUUCUUAAAAAGAAUCUCACUUUCCCAACAGCAGACCCGGUUUGAAACAGUGGAUCUUGCUGGCUUAGAGGGAAUCCUUAGCAGCCAACUUACUGCGUUUCAGUCCCAGCUCAUGUGCAGACCACUAGCUAGGAAGGUUCCUUCCAACCUCACACUUGAAACUGGACCCUUCCCAGUGAGCUAAACUGCACCCUGAAAAGAAAAAAGGGAGGUGGCAGCAGGAGGGAAUGUCAACUACGUGGGAGACAGGAGUCAGCUGCCCACUCUUAAGGGCCGAAGACGGACUGGACUGUUUAGUCAUUCUGCUUUUUGCGGGUGUGAGCUGCACACCCCCAAGGGGCAGAAGGGGAAAGAGCUAUGGGUGAGGAGGGGGACUAGAUCCAUCACUCCCCAUCUUUGAAAAGACAGCCUGCUCUAGUGGUUAAGAGUGGCAGACCCUAAUCUGGAGAACUGGGUUCGAUUCUGAACUCCUCCACUUG
This is a messenger RNA of Gekko japonicus, 2817 nucleotides long. RefSeq names its product PTEN induced putative kinase 1 (gene PINK1). The transcript has 9 exons. Gene Ontology annotation, molecular function: ATP binding; protein serine/threonine kinase activity. The record is from RefSeq and is a predicted model, not a curated record. Bases 131 to 1810 code for a protein of 559 amino acids. NCBI's taxonomy places the organism in Eukaryota, Metazoa, Chordata, Lepidosauria, Squamata, Gekkonidae. Gene Ontology annotation, cellular component: mitochondrion. Gene Ontology annotation, biological process: positive regulation of mitochondrial fission; autophagy of mitochondrion; protein phosphorylation.